Molecule: messenger RNA, 1581 nt
Organism: Lottia gigantea (owl limpet)
Lineage: Eukaryota; Metazoa; Mollusca; Gastropoda; Lottiidae
Exons: 10
Source: RefSeq, a predicted model, not a curated record
GUUCAAUUACGUAGGACGUCUACUAUAUUUUUACCUACAUAUGAUGCGAAUGGAGAGCCAGAGUUUUCUUACGACACUGGAACAUCUGAACAAAUGGCAUAUGAUGAUAAAGGAAAGAUUCUCUACGUAUCAGGCUUUGGUGUAUUUCAUGUAUUAGAUGUAUCAAAUGUAACCGAUAUGAUUAUCAAAGAUCGUAGAAUAUAUUAUGACAGUGAUUUAACUGAUAUCGAGUUCUGCGGUGAUUAUAUCUUCUUUGCCUUAGUUAAUGGAACCAAUGAUGCUAGUAGAGAAAAUGGAACUGUAUAUGUUCUCAAGAAAUACAAAGCUAAUAGUUCAGAUUCAUUGAAGGUCAUCCAUAAAAUCCAAGUUGGAAGUCUACCAGAUAUGAUCAAACCAACAAAGGAUUGUAGAACGGUAGUCGUAGCUAUCGAAGCUGAAGCUUAUGGAUCAUCUGAUUCUUUUCAAGAUCCAAAAGGAGGUGUUGGUAUUAUUAGAUUUCCCAAUGGCGUGGAAAAUACGCCUGAAUACAUGGGCCUCGAUUUUACAAAGUUUAACGACAGACAACCAGAAUUAGAAAAGGAAGGAGUAAGAUUUGUUUAUCGAGAAAAUGGUAAUACAUUUGAUCGUGAUAUAGAACCUGAAUACAUCACUUUCAAUAAUGAUGAGACUAAAGCUUAUAUUGCACUGCAGGAGAACAAUGCUAUUGCUAUUGUGGAUUUGGAAAAAUCAGUAAUCGACGAGAUCAAAGGAUUGGGAUAUAAAACAUGGGAUAAAUAUACACUUGACGCUAGUGACAAAGAUGGAGGUAUUAACAUGAACAACUACGACUUUAUACGAUCCUUCUACUUACCGGAUUCCAUCAAAUACCAUCAUUGGAAUGAUGUUGAUAUUAUUGUAACGGCUAAUGAAGGUGAUUCUAAAGACUAUAAAGAUGGGUUUAAUGAAGAACGUCGAGGAAAGAAAUUUGAUGCUGCUGUAUUGUCUGAUAAAAUACCACGAUCUAUCAAAUCAGAUUUAACCAAUGAUAGUAGACUGGGGAGAUUAAAAUUUACUAACGUUGAUGGACGUGACAGUACAGGAAAAUAUGAAAAUUUAUAUUUCUUUGGUGGACGUGGAUUUACUAUUCGCAAAGCUUCUGAUAUGUCUAUAUUGUACGAUAGUGGUGACAUAAUAGAAAAGAAAACAUCAUCCCUCGCUCCAGAAAUCUUUAACUCUGAUACAGAAGGGAAAAAGUCUGUCAAUGAUCAAAUGGACAACCAAUCAGACAGCAAGGGUCCUGAAAGUGAAACGGUGGAAAUUGCUGAGAUCGGUGGUAGAUUGUUUAUAUUUGUGGGCAGUGAAAGGCCAGGGACAAUAGCUGUAUUCUCGGUUGGGGAUAACUUUAAGGACACAAAAUUCGACCAUCUCUAUUUCAACAUAGCUGAAUACGACAAACCUUUAAAAGACUUGUAUAAAGAACGAAAAAUCUCAGAAAUUGAUCCCGAAGAUUUAAAAUUUGUACCAGCUAGAAAGAGUCCAAAUGGAAAAAAUAUAUUAUUUGUAGCUGGAUCAGUAUCAGGUACACUAUCUAUUCUGGAAGUU